This is a messenger RNA of Manacus vitellinus (golden-collared manakin), 4148 nucleotides long. RefSeq names its product fizzy and cell division cycle 20 related 1 (gene FZR1). Gene Ontology annotation, cellular component: anaphase-promoting complex. Bases 78 to 1220 code for a protein of 380 amino acids. Lineage: Eukaryota; Metazoa; Chordata; Aves; Passeriformes; Pipridae. Gene Ontology annotation, molecular function: anaphase-promoting complex binding; protein binding; ubiquitin ligase activator activity. Gene Ontology annotation, biological process: anaphase-promoting complex-dependent catabolic process; positive regulation of anaphase-promoting complex-dependent catabolic process; positive regulation of ubiquitin protein ligase activity. The transcript has 11 exons. The record is from RefSeq and is a predicted model, not a curated record.
GCAGGUGACUAAUUACUGCUUGGAGUUCGCAAACACAAAUUCCUGAGCCUACUGGUGUCCCCAGCCAGCUUCCCACCAUGGACCAGGACUACGAGAGACGUCUCCUACGCCAAAUCAACAUACAGAAUGAGAACACAAUGCCUUGUGUAGCAGAGAUGAGAAGAACCCUGACACCUUCCAAUUCCCCAAUGUCUUCUCCUAGUAAGCACGGUGACAGAUUCAUUCCCUCAAGAGCUGGGGCCAACUGGAGCAUUAACUUCCACAGAAUAAAUGAAAAUGAAAAAUCACCAAGCCAAAACAGAAAAGCAAAGGAUGCUACAUCAGACAAUGGCAAAGAUGGCCUGGCCUACUCUGCCCUGCUGAAGAAUGAACUCUUGGGAGCAGGGAUCGAGAAGGUGCAGGACCCUCAGACAGAGGACAGGAGGCUGCAGCCAUCCACCCCAGAGAAGAAGUCUCUCUUCACUUACUCGCUCAGCGCAAAACGCUCCAGCCCCGAUGAUGGCAACGAGGUCUCACCCUAUUCCCUGUCUCCUGUCAGCAACAAAAGUCAGAAGCUGCUAAGAUCACCUCGGAAACCAACUCGGAAAAUCUCCAAGAUUCCUUUCAAAGUGCUGGAUGCCCCAGAGCUGCAGGAUGACUUCUACCUGAACCUGGUGGACUGGUCCUCUCUUAAUGUCCUCAGUGUUGGCCUUGGGACUUGUGUUUACCUGUGGAGUGCUUGUACAAGUCAGGUGACCCGGCUGUGUGACCUCUCUGUGGAAGGAGAUUCCGUGACAUCCGUGGGCUGGUCAGAACGGGGGAACUUGGUGGCUGUUGGCACUCACAAGGGCUUUGUACAGAUCUGGGAUGCAGCUGCAGGAAAGAAGCUCUCCAUGCUGGAGGGGCACACAGCCAGAGUCGGUGCCCUGGCAUGGAAUGCAGACCAGCUCUCCUCAGGGAGCCGGGACAGGAUGAUCCUGCAGCGGGACAUCCGCACCCCGCCCCUGCAGUCCGAGCGCCGGCUCCAGGGACACAGGCAGGAGGUCUGUGGGCUCAAAUGGUCCACGGAUCACCAGCUCCUGGCCUCUGGAGGGAAUGAUAAUAAGGCGAUGUCCCCUGACGGGGAGGCCAUUGUCACAGGAGCCGGGGACGAGACCUUGCGCUUCUGGAACGUCUUCAGUAAAACUCGCUCCACAAAGGAGUCUGUGUCCGUGCUUAACCUCUUCACCAGGAUACGAUAAACCCUCUCCCUGCACCCCAGGAACCUACAGCCUGACAUUCCAGGAUCAGACCACUCCCUCGGCCUGCAUGGACCCCCGGAGCCCAGCCGAGGGGAGGGAGAGCUGAGGGACUGGAGGAGGACCCAGCUCAAUAAAUACGUGCUUGUGAUCCACGCUGGGCAGUACUGGGGAUGGGGUGGGGAGGGGAGGGAACUGCCAAAGGUUUGUGGAUUCAUCUUUCAUAAAGGGAAACGGGUACAAGAGAAAUGUUAACCCAGCAUCCUCCAGCCCUCCGGGUGGAACCAGGGAGGACUCGUGUGACAUGGACCACUGAGACCGGACUGAGGCCAUCCCCACGGCCGUGGUGUCCCUCCUGGGAGAGAGGAGCAUAUCCUUGCCGCUGUGGGAAGGGGUUUGACGUGCUGCUCUGGGUCCCUGUGUCCUUGGUGACAUCUCUGGAGGCAGGAGCCAGCCAGACUGGGCCGGUACCACUGGUGCAAGUGGACACGGCUCCAGCUGGGCAUCGAAGGGCUUUGUUCAUAGCCUGGCAUCCCCAUUCCAGGAAGAAACUGGAGAACUGCCUAUUUUCCUUUGUUUUUUUCUUUAUUUUUCCACCCAGACAGGUACUGUAGUACUUGACAUAAUCAUUCCCAUGAAACAGCUUGAUUUUUCUGGCGUGCUUGGCAGCUGCCUCUGAACAAACACGUUUUGGGGCUCUAAACUUUGGAGGAGACUUGGAAAAGCUUCACCUCCGAGGGAGCAGAUUCGGGAAGUUCUGCAGGUGCUCUUGCAUGUUCUGGGCUGAUCCUGUGAGUUACCAGAGAGGAGAAACAAGGACUGUAUAAAAAAAGAAACCCAAUCCCCCCGUGCAUGUGGAGCUUCCCCCAGUGCCUUGCUCCAGAGUCUCCCUGAGGCCAGAAGCAGUUGGGAUAUGUUUGAGAGCCAAAACAACUCCUGAGGAUCUGAUUGCUGGGGCGAGCAGGGCCUCUUCUGGCUGGAAGAGGGGUUCUAAAGCAGGGCUGCAUUGUUGCUUUUUGCUGUCUCCAAGUCCCAGCCAGGGCCCUGCUGUCAGAUUUUGGGGUGUGGUUUUUAGGUCAUGUGGGACGAGAGUUCGGCUGGUGUUGGAGCCCGUGGGGUGACACAAACGCUUGUGUGUGUGAGUGUUGCUUUUAAUUUAAGAGGAGCUGUGAGGCUGCACAGCCUGUCCUGUCUGACGUGUGUAUGUGCCUGCCCUGCCCGGGCCCUGCCUGCCUCCUGCCCUUUCCCAGCACUGCUUCCUGUUCCCGUGUGGAAUUCCCUGGCUGUGUAUAUAGACCUUGCCCUCUCUCUGCAGAUUACGUAGGUAAUGCUUUCCUCUCUUCUUUCUCUGUUGAUUUUCCUCCCCUCCCUUCUUUCCCUAAAACCAGGCAGUAGGAAUAUGAUUGCCUUUCCCCAGUACCAAAAGUAUCCUUAGGGUGAGCUGGUACAGCCUCUUCACCACAGCCUUGACCACACGUGCCAUCCAUCACACCAGUGCCUGGAUCAGGCUCUUGGUGCUGCCCCCGUGUUGCAGCUGCUGGAGGCACUGGUGAGGAGCUGGUGUGCUGGGAGCCCCCCACACAGCCUGGCAGCUCUGUCUCCCAGGCCCACAACCCACCUUGUCAUCUCAUAGUCUUAAUUGCCACCAGAAUGGAUUUUCCAUGGAAUCUCUGAAACACAGUUUGAACACAACUGCUUUAGUGUAGCUCUGGCUGUGGGAUUUGGGGCCUGGUGUGAAGUGACACACACACCCCCCGGUCUCUCUCGUGUUGCUUGUUCCUUUCACAGGCACUGUUCCACAUCACUGUGGGUUGGGAGCACCCAGGAGGUGUUAAAUUGAGUCAGAUCACUAAGUUGGGGAGUGGGUUUGAAGGAAAGGGUCACCUGCAGCAAGAGGUGUUCUGUCAUGGGUGUUAUCACCUGGGAGCGGGGCUGUGCACAGGGGGGCUGGGGGGCUGGUGGCUGUGCUGUGGAUUUUCCUGUCUCUUGUGCAUUGCCUCCUGCCAAAAUCCCACUGUGCAGACCCCUAGGACACACUGCUUUCUCCUCUGGGAAGGAGUAUUCGCUUGGGAUGGGGGCACACAGGAGGUCUCAGCCUGGUUUGUGCCUGUGCUGGAGCAGGAGAGAGUUGGGUCCCAGCUGGAGCACAGGGUGGGAGUGAUGCUGGUGGGGCUCCCCAGUGUGCCAGGGCUCCUGCAGGGAUGGGUUUGCCUCUCAGUCUGUGAUGUGGGAGCUUCCCCAAGGAGCCCCAGGAGUUGCUGGGGUGGGGGGCAGUGCCAGGUGGGCACUGCAGCCUCUGCCCAGUGCUCCCAGCUGCGCCCCAGGAUGCUGCAGAGCAGGGACAUCCCCUUGUCGCUGUCCCCCACCACUGUCCUCUCUGGCCAGGGUCUUUCCCAAACUAUGUCUUGCUUCCAUGUCCCACUUUUCUCUGCCUUGGGAGCAGGAUGGCUCGUGGUGGCUUCUCUCAUUGCACUUGGCAGUGAGGGCUGGCGAUUCCCAGGCCAGGGCUGUUCUGUGGCCACACGUGUUGCCCUCGUAGCACAGCAGGAACAGGCUGCUCACCCUGCCCUGGCUGCCAGAGCCCAGCACAGCCACCUUCCCUCCCCUGCUCCCAGCUGCCGAGGCAGGAUGGAGCUCCCAGUCAUGUCCGUGUGGGUGUGUGCGUGUGUGUGUGCGUGCAGGUGGCACUGUGACACUGUCACUGGCUGAGGCUUCAGCAGGGAAAAGGGCAGAGCUGAGGUGGUGUGCUGGGGUGUGACCUGUGAGCGCUGACCCGGACACAGGAUCCUCCUGUGCUGGUGACAGAGUCUGCGGCCUCGUGGCGUCGUCGUAUCCCAGGUGUCAUAUGGUGGAAAAAAACAUGGAGUGUGCUGUAACUUUUCCAUGUAAAGCAAUCAAACUGGCAUUAAAGAGGUUGUGAAUUUAUUGGGA